UAUGUUUUUAUGCUAUGUUUUACUGCAUACUACAUAUAUAUUAAUGUUAGGCCUAUAGACAAUUUAAAAAUAAAUAAAACAUAGCAGGCCAACAACAAAAAAGCUAUAAAGUCUCUAAGGCCUCUUACGAAUUCAAGAGUUAUAAUAAUGAAAUUGAUGUACAGUGGGCUUCACCCACAGCAUUGCUUCGAGCCUGUUAGGUUAGGCAGGGUAUAAAUGUAAGAGAAUAAACAAAUAUGCACUAUGUAUUGUUGCCAGAUUGAUUAAGUAUGAAUCCUAUGCAUAAAAUACCUCAUGCAGAAGGAGAAUUUUGAUAGAUGUAUUUUUUCUUGCCAUUCUAAGCACUGUGAGAACUUUAUUAAUAAAAUGUCUCCCUUUGUUUAGCUGUAAGAGUACUCUGCUUCUGUAUUGAAUGAAGCAAAAAACCCCACAAGAAUGUGCACAAAAAAGCUGAUUCAUAAAUUGAAUUAUAUAUGUGAAUUAUAUAUUCAGCAUAAAAUGCUAAUAAGCAAAAAACAGACAGAGUAGCUAGCAUAAAGCACCCAUUUCCAAAUACAUCCUUCAUCAGUGCCAAACACAUAAAACAAGAAUUAAUAUCUGUUCAGUAUACCAUCUAUAAACAUUUUAAAACCAUGGGACUAUGCUGAUAUAAAUAAAGCAACUAUUACAUACCAAUCUUGGGCCAGAUCACAUAGCCAUUAAGUAAAAAAAUAAGUGUUUCCAAUAGCGUAUGUAUGCUUGUUCUUUGGGUCUUGGGGAGGAACACAAUGACUGUUUUCUACUUACACUGUCGGACGCAGUAUGGCUCUGAAUAGCAGUUCUGGGAAUCAAAACUGGGAAGAAUGCUGAUGUGCUCAGGUUUGGCUGGCACGACUCCUAUAAGCAUUUCAUUGGUCACUGUGAGAGCAGGAUCCUGGACUAGAUGGGUCUUUCACUAGUACUUAAGGGACAACAAACCACUGGCAUUGGUGGGGAGCAAAUAAGCUCCAUUGGGCAAGGCAUUUGUGUCCUGCUGGGUAUCUCAGUGGAAGACACUCAGAAAGAGAUUGAACACAUGGUUAGAAAGAUUUUAAACCUGCGUGUGUUUGAAGAUGAAAGUGGCAAACACUGGUCUAAAAGUGUAAUGGACAAGCAGUACGAAGUGCUCUGUGUCAGCCAGUUUACUCUUCAGUGUAUCCUGAAAGGAAACAAGCCAGACUAUCAUAUGGCAAUGCCUACAGAUCAAGCAGAGACUUUCUACAACAGUUUCGUAGAACACCUUCGCAAAUCAUACAAGCCAGAGCUCAUUAAAGAUGGCAAAUUUGGUGAAUAUAUGCAGGUACAUAUUCAGAACGAUGGACCUGUGACUAUAGAACUUGAGUCUCCUGCCCCUCCCAUUGACCCUAAGCAGCUGGCAAAACUUGAGAAACAGCAGCAGAGGAAAGAGAAGACCCGGAUGAAGGCACCCUCUGAAUCAAGCAGAGAGAGAAAUGUUCCCAGAAGUAAAAAUGAUCCUAGUGCAAGCAGUGGGGCGGAGGGGGAUGUGUCUUCAGAAAGGGAACCAUAACCUAUGAAAAGCAGGUUCAG
Messenger RNA from Podarcis muralis (Common wall lizard), 1566 nucleotides. The record is from RefSeq and is a predicted model, not a curated record. NCBI's taxonomy places the organism in Eukaryota, Metazoa, Chordata, Lepidosauria, Squamata, Lacertidae.